GAUAAAACCCUCCACUGCCUCAGAACUUUUUAAGUGUCUUGGAGACUGCGUUGGCACUGGGCAGCUUGCAAAUCUUCAGUAAGUGGAGUUGCUUACUGUGUCUACGCCCAUAUGUGGAUUCUACUACCUGGGCACAAAAGCCAUCUUCUAUAGGAUUCCCUUCUGCUUUUGGACUUUUGGAGUCUAUUUUAGGGAGCCACAUACCAAAGGCUCCUACUGAGACUCAUGUCUGCGCCCCAGAAGGAUAAAUAACUGUGCUGGAAGUGAAUGUCUUCGGUUUGAAGAAUAUUAUGUCUAAAUGCAACAGAUAGCAUUCAAAGGCAACAUCAUCUGGUUUUUAAAAAGAUGCAUGCCCCCCGAUCCCUACUCCUUCAAGGGGUGAUCAUCAUAUGUUAUUUUAUGAUGGGACUGCACAAUUGUGCAGCCCCCCCAAAGAAGACCUCCUGCAAUGUGCAAAAUGGUAGAGCUGACUGCAGCCACCUCAGCCUCAGUGCAGUCCCUCAAAACCUUAGCAGGAACAUCACCAGCCUGGAUAUUUCUCACAACAGAUUUAUGGGGAUUCCUCCUGUGUCACUAGCCCCAUACCCAGGGCUCCUCCACCUUGAUGUCAGCUACAACAGUAUUACCCAGCUGGACCAGGGAUUGUGCCAGACUCUGCCUCUGCUGAAAACACUGAACAUAGAACACAACCAAGUGUAUGUACUGAAGAAGGAGGACGUGAGGUAUUGCACUAAUCUGACAUGGUUGUUUAUGGCUAGUAAUAAGCUGAAGCUGCAAGGAGAGCCCUUCUCAGCACUACAGAGCCUGGAAGUUCUUGAUGUUUCCAUGAACAAACUGAAGUCCGCUAAGCUUGGUUCUCAGCCUCAGCUGCCCAGCCUUGUGAGCCUCAAUCUGGCAUUGAAUGACUUCACCACUCUGAAGAAAGAUGACUUUUCUUUUCUGAACCAGUCAUCUUUUCUAAAAGUUCUUAACAUGUCAUUUCUGUCUCUGAAAAUGUUGGAGCCUGGUUGCUUUAAGCCCAUUUCAGGUCUACAUACUUUAAUCAUGGAUGGAAGCAAAAUGGGCAUACAGGAUCUUUCUAAACUCUGCACAGAGCUUUCGGAGACAGCCAUCAGUGCUCUUUUUCUCCGGAAUAUGAAGCUGGUCACACUCACUAACAAAACCUUUACAGGGCUACAAAAAACAAAUCUAACCUUUCUGGAGCUGUCCCGUAACGGCAUGGUUAAAAUUGAAGAAGGCUCAUUUCGGUGGCUCUCUAAACUACAGACGCUAAUUUUGGUAGACAACAACAUCAAGCGCCUGAACAAGGACACAUUUCAGGGACUUGUAAGCCUGAAAAAACUCCAGUUGUCAAACGCUCUUGUGAGCAGUCAUCCCAUGCCCACUAUCGAUGAUUUCUCCUUUCAACCACUGAGCGCCCUGGAGAGUUUGAUUUUACAGCGAACUGCAGUCUGGGAAAUCACAGCGCACACAUUCACAGGCUUGACAAGACUUAAGGAACUUGAUAUGAGCUGGAGCAAAUAUACGUCACUCAGAAACAUCACCAGCAAGACGUUUAUCUCACUUGCGGGGUCACCUCUCAGAAAGCUAAAUCUCACAGGAACAGCUAUAGCAAAGAUUAGUCCUGGAAGCUUCUCCAUUUUCAGAAACCUCACUACUCUUCUGCUAGACAACAAUUUUAUCAACCAGAAUCUCACUGGCAAAGAGUUUGAAGGCCUGGGCCAAGUUGAAGAGCUUUACAUGUCCAAUAACCACCAGACAGUCAAUCUAAGCUCCAAGUCAUUUGUGAAUAUGAACAACCUUAGGGUCCUGACUUUGGGAAAAAGUCUUAUAAGCGAAGCUGUUAACUUGGAUGUCUCUCCAUUCAGUCCCCUUCUUAACCUCACCUACCUAGAUCUUAGCAACAACAACAUUGCUAACUUCCGAGAGAAUACGUUGGAGGGGCUUGUGAACCUAAAGGUCCUGAAGCUCCAACACAAUAACUUAGCCGUUUUGUGGAAGAGUGCCAACCUAGGUGGACCAGUGUUGUUCCUCAAACACACCCAGAGGUUAGUAACCUUACAGAUGGAUAGAAACGGGCUGGAUGAGAUCCCAGCAGGAGCUCUGAGAGGGCUGAGUGAUCUACGUUACCUCAGCCUUGCUACUAACCUCCUUAAUAGUCUUCAGGACUCCAUUUUUGAUGAUCUGAAGUCACUGCAGAAAUUGUAUCUACAAAAGAAUCUGAUCACAACUGUGAGGCCCGAAGUGUUUAAAACCCCUCUGAGCAACCUCAGCCUGCUUGUCAUGGACAAAAAUCCAUUUGACUGUACCUGUGAGAGCAUUUUAUGGUUUGUGAUGUGGUUGAAUAGUACAAAUAUGACCAGCGUGCCCGGCAUCAGGGAUCAGUACAUAUGCAACACCCCGCGGGCUUACUUUAACCACUCUAUCUUGAAGUUUGACCCCCUCUCUUGCAAAGAUAUGACCCCGUUUCAGGCUCUUUAUAUAGUGAGUAGCACGGCUGUAAUCAUGCUAAUGGUUACUGCGCUUCUGGUGCGAUUCCAGGGCUGGAGGAUUCAGUUUUACUGGAACAUAAUGAUCAAUCGCACAUUAGGAUUUAGCGACGCUACAGUUGAAGAGGGAAGGGAGUUUGAGUACGAUGCUUAUGUCAUAUAUGCAGAGGAAGACAGCGAUUGGGUGGAGAGAAGGGUGGUCCCCUUAGAGAAUAACAACUGCAGGUUUUGUUUGGAGGAUCGAGAUGCAGUCCCUGGCAUGUCACUGCUUGAGUCCAUCAUGGAUAAUAUGAGAAGGUCCAGAAAAAUCUUGUUUGUCGUCACUGAAAGGCUUCUCAAAGAUCCCUGGUGUACACGAUUUAAAGCCCAUCAUGCACUUCACCAGGUCAUUGAAGCCAGCAGAGACUCUGUGGUUCUGGUCUUCUUGCAGGACGUCCAUGACUACAAGUUAUUCAGCUCACUCUUCCUUCGCAGGGGCAUGUUGCGUUCAUGCUGCAUCCUGGACUGGCCUGUCCAUAAGGAGAGGGUGCCGGCUUUCCACCAGAAGCUCCUCAUAGCACUUGGCAUGACUAAUCGAUUGCAGAAAUGACUGCAUUCCUUUGGUAGCAAUGGGAAAAUUCCCUCUGUAAUAUUAAUUACCAUUGUAUGUUAGUGAGGCUAUUUCUAGCCAAAAAUGUUUUCAGAAAAAUAUUUUAGCUUUGCAUGUAACAGUAAUUUAAGAUUGUUACCAGCCAGCGGUCUCAAAACAGCCAAGCUCACAUUAUGUCACCCACCAGAGGGAGCUUUUGGUCCAGUACAGCGCAAUGCAUUUUGGUAGUUUUCUACCUUUUGAGUAUAGCGAUCCUUUUUCCUCUGUUUUCUCUCAUCAUGUAGCACCAAUUUCAAAAAUCUUUGCCUCUCUUUACUGCAGAAACAUUUUCGUUUUAUGAAAAGACCACCUUUCCUGCAGUGAAAUACCUCUUUGAUUAUUAAACAGUUUAUUAUGACUACACAAUCACAGGCUUGUAUACUGAUGCUGAAAUGGUAAUGAGCAAAAAGUAAAAAUGUAUUUAAAAAUACAUGUGUUGUGGAAAAAAUUAUCCUAUUCUCCAAUGCUUUAAACGAACAGACAUUUACUGUGUAUGCUAUAUAUGGGAUAAAAUAUCUACAAUAAACUGUGCAGUGUAAGUUCAA
This is a messenger RNA of Plectropomus leopardus (leopard coralgrouper), 3662 nucleotides long. It is a transcript of the gene tlr3, whose product is annotated as toll-like receptor 3. The record is from RefSeq and is a predicted model, not a curated record. Gene Ontology annotation, biological process: toll-like receptor signaling pathway; inflammatory response. Gene Ontology annotation, molecular function: signaling receptor activity; protein binding. Gene Ontology annotation, cellular component: plasma membrane. NCBI's taxonomy places the organism in Eukaryota, Metazoa, Chordata, Actinopteri, Perciformes, Serranidae.